AGAAAGAAAAGGAGAAACGAAAAAUCCCGUUCAACUUUAAACCGCUCUUGCCCUUGCCCUUCUCCUCCGCCGCCGCCGCCGCCGACGUCAUGCCGCCGCGCCGGGGCAGGCGCGCGACUCCUCCGGUGCUGAUCCUGGAGGACGAGGACCUCGAUUUCGAGGUCAGCUACAGCGAAGGGGAGGACGGGGAAGACGGGGGAGGAUCGGAUUCCUCCUCGUCGUCGUUGUCGGGGGAGGAGGAGCCGGAGGACGGAACGGACGUAGAGGACGGCGAAAGAUCGGAUGAGGGGGAGGAGGAGGAGCAGGAGGAGAGCGUCGCGGAGGGAUGCGGGCCGGCCGUGCAAGCUAGGGUUCCCGGCGGCGCGGCGGCGGAGAGGGCGGCCACCAACGCCCCCACUUGCCCCGUGUGUAUGGAGCCCUGGACCUCCGAAGGCGACCAUCGCAUCAGUUGCAUUCCUUGUGGGCAUGUCUACGGCAGAUCUUGCCUGGAGAGAUGGUUAACGCAGCGUGGUAACGCUAGUGCUACGUGCCCUCAAUGUGGAAGAAGGUUCAAACAUAAGGACAUUAUCAACAUCUAUGCACCGGAGGUUGCUGUUCCAAAUAAUGAUCUUGAGAAGCAAUUACGGUUUUGCAGGCAAAAGCUCGAAUCCCUUGAGGAAGUGGUCCUGAAACAAGGAAAGUUGCUUGACGAGAUAAUUUCCGAGAAGAAUCACAGGUCAGCAGAUGUUGGUGUCUCAAAAAGACAGAAAAUAGCAGAGCACUCAGAUGGAAGAACAUAUCUGGAACCGUCAGCCUCAGCCAGUGCAGCCUCAGCUUCUGUCAACAGUUGCCGUUUUGUUUUACUGAAGGAAUUAUCUUUUGAUGGUGCUCGAGUCAUGGGCAUAGAUGCAUCUAACCAAAUAAUACUUGCUUCUGGGAAGGCACCUGGUGUGGGUGGAGAACAUGUUCUUAGAAAGAUUAGCAUGCUAUCCAGCCAUGAAGCACGUACAAUACAGCUUCCUCCUGAUACUAAAGUUGUCAAGGACAUAUGUAUCUUGCCUGGUGGCUCUGCUCUUUUUGCAUCACUAGGCAGAAGGCUCUCACUCUUUAGCAUGACGACCAACAGUGUUGUUCUUCAAUGUAAUUUACCGCUUCCUGCUUGGUCAUGUUCAGCACAUGACUCUGAUUCACAUCGCGUUUAUGCUGGCUUGCAGGAUGGCAGGGUUUUGGUAUUUGAUACUCGUCAGCAUUCAAGACCCUUGCAUUCCAUGGCGGGGCUAUCUAAACAUCUGGUCCAUACACUACACUCUGUCACUGAUAACAGUGCUUCCAGAAAGCUUCUUUCAGCUUCUGCCAUAGGGCCUUGCAUGUGGGAUGCUGAUGGCAAUCAAAGCAGUCCAAAGCUACUACUAGAGGAUGAUAACCAACGCGUCUGCUUCUCUCUUGCGUGUGCCCCUCCAUCGAGCGAUCUGUUGGUGGCCUCCUACCGGCCCAAGGCCGAUUACUCAUCAGGAGACGCCGGUGCUCCAUCUCAAGCGUACCUGUCACAGACGUCGACACAAUCUGGUGCAGGAAAACUGGGGCAGCACACCGUCAUCAGGAGGACAGGCAAUGCAUCCUUCGCCGAGGGCAGCACUUGCCACUCCAACGUAAGCGAAGUGCGCAUGUGCAAAUCAGCAAUCGUACCUUGCGGGAACGACGAACAUCUCUUCGCCUACGGUGACGAGUCACACCGCGGGGUCCUGACCUGGCGACUACCUUCCCUUGGGGUCCAUUCUGGCCUGAUACCCCACCGCCAGCCAAUCCUCGACCUAAGGUAUGCGGGAAGUCGAGUGGGAGGUGGGUACCUUGGGUGCCUGAGCGAUGAUAAGUUGCAAGUUUACAGAGUUGAUAGAUAGGUAGAAUGGCAGCAGGGGUCCAACAGUCAUCAUAACUUUAGUUCGCGAUGAUUAGCCCUCCUAAUUAUGCGGUAUGACUGACAGUCCUUUUGCUGUGUACAAAGCAGAACAGCUAGCUGUAUAUGCACCGUGAUGUUGUGAUGUAGUACUCCCUCCGUUC
Triticum urartu is the source of this 2037-nucleotide messenger RNA. RefSeq lists its product as uncharacterized. The record is from RefSeq and is a predicted model, not a curated record. Lineage: Eukaryota; Viridiplantae; Streptophyta; Magnoliopsida; Poales; Poaceae. Gene Ontology annotation, cellular component: nucleus. Gene Ontology annotation, molecular function: protein binding; ubiquitin-protein transferase activity. Gene Ontology annotation, biological process: interstrand cross-link repair; protein ubiquitination.